This is a messenger RNA of Manis javanica (Malayan pangolin), 2466 nucleotides long. It is a transcript of the gene CYP24A1, whose product is annotated as cytochrome P450 family 24 subfamily A member 1. Gene Ontology annotation, cellular component: mitochondrial inner membrane. Gene Ontology annotation, molecular function: iron ion binding; heme binding; monooxygenase activity. Gene Ontology annotation, biological process: C21-steroid hormone biosynthetic process; cholesterol metabolic process; cortisol metabolic process. Lineage: Eukaryota; Metazoa; Chordata; Mammalia; Pholidota; Manidae. The record is from RefSeq and is a predicted model, not a curated record.
UGCCCUGUCUGCUUAAAUACCUGGCCAGCGGGAAGGGGCCGGAGGAAGCUCCAGCAGCAUCCCGUCUGGCCUCCUCGACACCCUCGCCGCGCAGCUCCAUACCUGGAAGUCAGCCUGGCAGGUCCACAGGCCGACCCAGGACCCACCUUUCCUCCUCCAAGAACCCCCCCAAGCCCGGGAUCGCUGCUCCAGCCCCUGCGGUCCGCGCUCGGCUAGCACCGCGCUCCGAGGCCGCUGCACCCCGCCGCGGCGAGCAUCCUCGCCGAGGUCCUCCCGGCGCCCUGGCCCCCUUCCACCCGCUCCAGCACACCCACUGGCCCUCUUAACCCCUCUCCUAGACCCGUCAACCCCCCAGGCCCCGCACCCGCCCUGAUCCAGUCGGAGCUUCUUGAGCGACCUUGCGGUUCUCACCGCCACGCACUUGCUCGCGCGCCGGGUCUCUCCGCAGCCAUGAGCUCCCCCAUCAGCAAGAGCUGCUCUCUUGCCGCCUUCCUGUGCCAGCUGCGCCGCCUGGGGCAGCCCCCCCGGCCGGUGACAUCCACGGCGUGCGCGCCCCCUCCGACGCGGGAGGUGCCGCUCUGCCCGCUGGUGGCACCCGGCGAGGCGCAGAGCGCAGCCACCCUGCCGGGCCCCACCAACUGGCCGCUGCUGGGCAGCCUGCUGGAGAUACUCUGGAAAGGCGGGCUCAAGACACAGCACCACACUCUGGCAGAGUACCACAAGAAGUAUGGCAAGAUUUUCCGCCUGAAGUUGGGUUCCUUCGACUCGGUGCACCUGGGCGCCCCGUGCCUGCUGGAAGCGCUGUAUCGCACCGAGAGCGCCUAUCCCCAGCGGCUGGAGAUCAAACCCUGGAAGGCCUAUCGCGACUAUCGCAAGGAGGGCUACGGGCUGCUGAUCCUGGAAGGAGAAGACUGGCAGAGGGUCCGCAGUGCCUUUCAAAAGAAACUAAUGAAACCAGUAGAAAUUAUGAAGCUGGACAACAAAAUCAAUGAGGUCUUGGCUGAUUUUGUGGAUAGAACAGAUGAGCUGUGUGAUGAGAGAGGCCACAUUGAAGACUUAUACAGUGAACUGAACAAAUGGUCAUUUGAAAGCAUCGGCCUUGUGCUCUAUGAGAAGAGAUUUGGGCUCCUUCAGAAGAAUGCAGGGGAGGAAGCUUUGGAUUUCAUCACAGCCAUCAAAACAAUGAUGGGCACAUUCGGGAGGAUGAUGGUCACCCCGGUGGAGCUGCACCAGAGCCUCAACACGAAGGUCUGGCAGACCCACACGCAGGCCUGGGACACCAUCUUCAAAUCAGUCAAAUCUUGCAUCAACAACCGCUUAGAGAAAUAUUCUGGGCAGCCCAGCACGGAUUUCCUUUGUGAUAUUUAUCACCAGAAUCAGCUGUCAAAGAAAGAGCUGUACGCGGCGGUCACCGAGCUGCAGCUGGCUGCCGUGGAAACGAUGGCAAACAGCUUAAUGUGGAUUCUCUACAAUUUAUCCCGUAAUCCUCAUGUGCAACACAAGCUUCUUAAGGAAAUUCAGAGCAUAUUGCCUGAGAAUCAGAUGCCACGGGCAGAGGAUUUGAGGAAUAUGCCAUAUUUAAGAGCCUGUCUGAAAGAAUCUAUGAGGCUUACCCCGAGUGUGCCAUUCACAACUCGGACUCUUGAUAAAGCAGUGGUUCUUGGUGAAUAUGCUUUACCCAAAGGAACAGUGUUGAUGCUAAAUACACAGGUGUUGGGAUCCAGUGAAGAAAAUUUUGAAGAUUCAAGUCAGUUUAGGCCUGAACGAUGGCUUCAGAAGAAGGGAAAGAUCAAUCCUUUUGCGCAUCUUCCCUUUGGCAUUGGGAAGAGAAUGUGCAUCGGGCGCCGGUUAGCCGAGCUCCACCUCCACUUGGCCCUUUGCUGGAUUGUCCGCAGAUACGACAUCGUGGCCACAGACAACGAGCCCGUGGGGAUGCUGCAUCUCGGCCUCCUGGUGCCCAGCCGGGAGCUCCCCAUCGCUUUCCAUCAGCGAUGAGGGGCCUCAGGUUUGUUUUUGGUUUCGUUUUUUACCAAGACCAAGAGCAGCAACUUUUACCCUCCUGCAAGAGUGGUUGGUGCUUAUAGAGUCUACGUUACUGGAAAGCCAACUUCAAAAAUGAGAGCAUGAAACGCACAUAAAGAACAUUUAAGUCGGGUGUUUAUAUCCUUCUUCAGGACACUUGUUCCAGAAGCUGCAUUGUCCAUAUAGCUGAUGGUAUUUAUUAAGACUGUCUGACUCAGGGAGGUGGCAUGUUGGAAUACAAGGCACCUUGCAGGGCAUGCCGCUGGCUUGCACUGACAUCCUGACUUAGAUAGACUUGCCCAUCGUCCUGUUUACUCUUGCCUCUUACGUGCCAGGUAGGGAAUCUGGGCAACUGGCAGUACAGUAAAGUCCCUAAAUGUUUCUGCUCCUGCCCUACCCAGUUCACUGCUGGAGUCUUUACUUCUCAAAACUAAGUUUAUAUUU